Molecule: messenger RNA, 1645 nt
Organism: Perognathus longimembris pacificus (Pacific pocket mouse)
Lineage: Eukaryota; Metazoa; Chordata; Mammalia; Rodentia; Heteromyidae
Gene: Wdr77
Product: WD repeat domain 77
Exons: 10
Coding region: 146-1174 (342 amino acids)
Biological process (GO): oocyte axis specification
Cellular component (GO): methylosome
Molecular function (GO): protein binding
Source: RefSeq, a predicted model, not a curated record
GUAGACGCGGGUCUCGCGAGAAGUGGAGUUGCUGUGUCUUCCUGAGAGGGGCGGAGGCCCGGCGGUGCUGCACGUGUGGGUUACCGCCGUAGCUCUGGCGGGCUGCCAUCCAGGUCUGUUUUAAGUUGGAUUUGAAACCGUGGAGAUGCGGAAGGAUAACCCGUCUUCGCUAGUGCCCCCGGCGGCCCGCGAGUGGAACCUUCCCCCUAAUGCGCCCGCCUGUAUGGAACGGCAGUUGGAGGCUGCGCGGUACCGGUCUGAUGGGGCGCUUUUGUUGGGGGCCUCUAGCCUGAGCGGCCGCUGCUGGGCCGGCUCCCUUUGGCUUUUCAAGGACCCGUGUGCCGCCCCCAACGAAGGCUUCUGCUCCGCCGGUGUUCAGACGGAGGCUGGAGUGGCCGACCUCACUUGGGUGGGGGACAAAGGUAUCUUGGUGGCUUCUGAUUCAGGUGCUGUUGAAUUGUGGGAGCUGGAUGAGAAUGAGACACUCAUUGUCAGCAAGUUCUGCAAGUAUGAGCAUGAUGACAUCGUGUCUUCCGUCAGUGUCCUGAGCUCUGGCACACGAGCUGUCAGUGGUAGCAAAGACUUCUGCAUCAAGAUUUGGGACCUUACUCAGCAAAUGGUACUAAAUUCAUACCGAGCUCACGCAGGGCAGGUCACCUGUGUUGCUGCCUCUCCCCACAAGGAUUCUGUGUUUCUUUCAUGCAGUGAGGACAAUAGAAUUUUACUCUGGGAUACUCGCUCUCCCAAGCCAGCAUCUCAGAUGGGUUGCAAUGCCUCUGGCUAUCUUCCUACCUCCCUGGCUUGGCACCCUCAGCAAAGUGAAGCCUUUGUCUUUGGUGAUGAGAAUGGGACUGUCUCCCUUGUGGACACCAAGAACACAAGCUCUGCCCUCAGCUCAGCUGUGCACUCCCAGUCUGUCACUGGGCUGGUGUUUUCCCCACAUAGCGUUCCUUUCCUGGCUUCCCUCAGUGAAGACUGCUCACUUGCUGUGCUGAACUCCAGCCUGUCUGAGGUGUUUAGAAGCCGAGCCCACAGAGACUUUGUGAGAGAUGCUACGUGGUCCCCACUCAAUCACUCCCUCCUUACCACAGUGGGCUGGGACCAUCAAGUCAUCCACCAUACUGUGCCCACAGAACCUCUCCCAGCCACUGGAUCUGAAAAUGUUGCUGAGUAGAGUGGAUUUCACACACAAAUAGACAGCCACUUAUGAGUACCCACUCCUUUAACCUGCCUGUCCGUUAUGAGACCACACAGGAGCCUGGGACAGGAUGCUGGUUCUAGAUCACUGCAGUUCCUAGGCACUGUUUCUCAGCCUGAGGAAGGCUGGAUUCUAGGAUCCUCCUCACAGGGAGGAAAAUCUUCCUUGAAAAUGGAUAAGAAUGUAUGUGUGUAAGUGCAGUUUUUAGUGUGGGGAGAGGGAAUAAAGAAAUCCUUCAUCUUCCCCACCCAGUGCUCUCUCCACCCCCCAAAAAAAUGUUGACGGAAGAAUUUCAUGCUGUUCCUGUAGCUCUGUGGUGAACUGGCCAUGUCUGGGCGGGUUAUGGGAUGGAUGUAGACAUCCCUGAGAUCUUGUAAGCAGCUCUGUGCCAUUCAUAGAUGGGGCAACUUUUAUUUUUUUAAUAAAACUUAAUGCAGGGGCUGGGAA